AACGUGCAGAAGCGACUGCGCGAUUUGCGCGAUAAACUGCGAGAGUUCGACGACCCUUUUUGCACACGGCACGAUGCUCACAUGCUUCAGGUGGCACACAAGAUGGCGUGGUUAGGCCGACCUCUGAAAUGGCCAGACCCACAGCUACCAUCCCAACAGCCUGUGUUUGGACCACCUCGAAAGAUUAGUGCUCUGAUAUUGGGUGACUCCCUUACUAAAUACUUGCGGGAGAACUUUGACAGUUGCCUGUUGAGCCCAGACGUGCACACUCGUCGAGGGGCAACUGUGCAAAUUCUUCGUCAGUAUGUUAUUAAUAACGCCCAUCAGUUGCAUACUGCUGACGUUAUAUUUUUGCAUGUCGGAACAAAUAACCUUGAACAGGGCUUCCUUCACAGCAACAUCCAAGCCUACAGGAGACUACUUACCACUGUAAGGGAAAACUUCCCCCUUACUGAGAUAGUGGUAAGUGGUAUUUUACCCCGUUCAGAUGAUAGCCGACUUAAUCUAUCUCGGGUAAUGCACAAUAUUAAGCUGGCCAAUAUUUGUCACAAUUUUUCACAUUGCAAGUUUUUAGAUUUCAGUGACAUGUUCCAUGAAUGCCAUCUUGCUAAAGAUGGACUUCAUCUUAACUGGGACGGAAAUUACCUCUUCAGCCGGCUUAUACAGAAGCAAUUAGAGAAAAUGUCAAAACCCAUAGACCCUCGUGGUACACCCCAACCCCAUUGUCCACAUGAGCUGAAGAAACUGGUCCGAACACCGAGGAAGAAAAUCUCAGCGAAAUGCCCAAAGACCAAGCGGUGCAUUGACAUCCCAAAGCCUCCCACAAGUUCCAGUACAACCUCAAAGACAUCGGACACCACUAAGCCUCCUCCUUCUGUCACAACCAAGCCUCCCAAAAUGUCAAGAAAACAGAGGAAGUCAAGACAAGUCAUCGAGGACAGAGAAGGUUUUUUGCAGCUUGGGAGGAGUUUGUCUAGUACCAAACCAGUGAUGUACUUCAUCAAACCUUAUGUGGCUAUGGCCACAAUACGGUAUGAGGAGGUCAACAGCAAUUUUCACCAUUCUCGAGGUGCUUCACACCAACAAGUGCGCCUUCCGAAGGCAGAGACACCUUAUGUUGCAUCACGCAAGCAAGGGAAGAGGCGACGCAAAAGAAAAAAGCAAAUCGUGAAAAGACGGAGGCGGCGAAAAUGGAAGGUACCUUGGGAGGCUUCAGUCAAGUUUUCCUGGAGGAAUGAUGGGCAAAUGGACAACAACAAAACAGGAAGCCAAGGAGGUAACAAUAUGUCAUUGCAGGGGUGAAGCAAUCUCAAGGGGGUUCAAAACGAGCUCGACCCCCUUGUCAGAAAGUUGAGUGUGGUCCGUGCCAAAUUUGCUCAAGAUCCAGUACAAAAUGGACCCAUCUUAGCAUCUUGAGCAACUCAAAGGUUAAACAAUAUUUUAGAACUUACUUGCCACAUUUGAGUGAGGAUGGUUGCAUUUGUAAUGCAUGCAGGCACAAAUUUACAAAAAAAAGUAACAAUCCAGUCUAUACGCCAGAAAAAACAAGAUCUAAGCAAAGACCUCUUUGUUACCUUAACAAAUAUGACAUGUGUUCAACAGUUUCAGUGGCAGAUAGCUCUAUUUCUUUGGAAACUUUUCAAUCCUGUUUUCCAACCAUUGACUGUUUAUUUAUACCAAGCUGUGUUUCUUUGUGCAGUUUACACAAAUCUUUCAUAUACAACAUUCAGUCAAAUGCAAAGUGUGUGGUUUGUGGUGUCAUUCUGGUUAAUUGUAGAAGGUAUGCAUGUACAAAUCUGGAUAUUAACAAUGCAUAUCUGCAACUAAAUAUUUCAAUUGACGAGGUAACAAUUACUACUUUCAGUUCUCUUUGCUUUACUUGCUAUUCUGUGGCUAAAAGGAAAGUAGUACCUGUUACACGUUUGGAGGAUGUUGAGUUAAGUUUAGAGAGUCAUAAAGAAAUGUCACACACAAGAACAGCACUUUGCAUGACCUGUAAGGAAAUUUGUAAGCUAUGCAACAGUCAUGAGGCGUUUCUUCUUGCAGACAUGUACGAUUUAUUUGUAUCUUUACUAAAACUCAAAUGUGGUGAGGCAAGUUGUCUUGAAUCAUGUAAGCGAAGUUCUAGAUGGUUGUUGUCUGGAAUUUUUGAGAUAUUUGGGGACUUGAUAGAAGUGCACAAGAUGUCUACACGUAAAUACAGCACUUUAUUACUUUACAAGGACCUUAAUUUCAGAAAGGCCUUGCAUUUGUCAUGUGCCAAAUUACGGUAUCAUUCUAAAAGAAGUGGGGAUGAGAUGUUCUCUGAAGAUUUUAAACCCACAUUAAAUUCUGAAAGAGAUAUCAAUAAGAUGGCUCUUUAUUUCCUGCCUCAUAUAAAUAGAAAACUCAAGCACCAAUCUGGAGAGAUCACUAAACACUACACACAAAAUCUAAUGGAAACUGGCUCUUUUAACUUUGAUUCCCUGUUCGACAUGAUUGACCCAGAAGUGUGGAAUACUGUUUCUUUGUUGACUGCAAACAACGAUGAGUUAAAAUAUUUCAGUGAAUGUGGAUCAUUGUUUGGAAAUGGCAAGCUUGUUUUCCCAAGCUACUCAAAACCACAUGGAAGACAGCGACGCAACAGAAGAAUAAUUCUCAUUAUGGUUAUGCAGUUCACUUACAAUGAAUCCAACAACUAUCCAUUUCAUAUUGUCAUUGCAAAUUGUGUGAAACGACUUUCACAUUCAUCAAAACUAAUUAAAUUGUUGAAUCAGUCUGGCUUCUGCACUUCUGAAGACACUUUAGAUAGAUUCUUAGAAACCAUAAAACAGCUUCGCCAACAGUCGGGUUUACUUUCUACACUAGAAUC
Messenger RNA from Asterias rubens (European starfish), 2851 nucleotides. RefSeq lists its product as uncharacterized. The coding region runs from base 82 to 1302 and encodes 406 amino acids. The transcript has 3 exons. Lineage: Eukaryota; Metazoa; Echinodermata; Asteroidea; Forcipulatida; Asteriidae. The record is from RefSeq and is a predicted model, not a curated record.